Messenger RNA from Tarenaya hassleriana, 1730 nucleotides. RefSeq names its product xylulose kinase-like. The record is from RefSeq and is a predicted model, not a curated record. Gene Ontology annotation, molecular function: D-xylulokinase activity. NCBI's taxonomy places the organism in Eukaryota, Viridiplantae, Streptophyta, Magnoliopsida, Brassicales, Cleomaceae. Gene Ontology annotation, biological process: xylulose metabolic process. The coding region runs from base 104 to 1561 and encodes 485 amino acids. Gene Ontology annotation, cellular component: cytosol. The transcript is spliced from 9 exons.
CAGUGGUUUAAAUUAGACGUAAAGCUCCUUAUCCAUGGACGUGGGAAGAAACUAGGUGCGGAGAGAGAGAGAGAGAGAGAGAGAGAGAGAGAGAGAGAGAGAGAUGCCGGUGGGGAGCCAAUUUCACGUCUCUUCGUUUUACCUCUUUCCAUCUCCAAAGCUAUCAGGGUUUUCUAAUUCAAGGGGUUACCCACGGCGGAGAACUGGGUUUCGCUCGAAUGUGGGCAAAAGCCCCAGUGACGGGGCCAUGGUUGACAUGAGCGGCAAUGGCGGAACUCGAGGAGAAAGGCUGUAUUUAGGUAUGGAUUUUGGUACAUCUGGGACUAGGUUUUCUGUUAUCGAUGACCAAGGAGGGGUUCGAGGAGAAGGGAAGAGAGAAUAUCCCAAUUUCAUGAGGGACGAGAGCGUGGACUGGACAAGCUCAUGGAAAGCAACUCUUUUUUCACUGCUCGAUGAUAUUCCAAUUAGCACUCGGUCUCUCAUCUCAUCCAUUUCGCUGGAUGGGACUUCAGCGACAACAUUAAUCCUAGACAGUGAUAGUGGAGAACCUCUGUGCCAGCCUUUUCUAUACGAUGAGAGUUGCCCUGAUGCUUUGCCCGAGGUAAAAUCUAUAGCACCAGCAAACCACACAGUCUGCUCUGGUUCCUCGACCUUGUGCAAACUCGUUUCAUGGUGGAACACCGAUGUCCCGGACAAGGAAUCAUCUAUACUGUUGCAUCAGGCAGAUUGGUUGCUGUGGCUACUUCAUGGCAGACUCGGCAUCUCAGACUACAACAAUGCCUUAAAGGUUGGUUAUGAUCCUGAAAGUGAAUCAUAUCCAUCGUGGCUGCUCUCCCAGCCUUAUUCUCGUCUCUUGCCUGCCGUUCAAGCGCCUGGAACUUCAAUUGGCUAUCUGAAAGCAGACAUUAGAAACCAAUUUGGAUUCCCAGACGAUUGCAUUGUUUGCACUGGAACUACCGAUAGCAUAGCUGCUUUUCUCGCGGCACGCGCUACAAAUCCCGGGAAAGCGGUUACUUCUCUGGGCUCAACCUUAGCCAUCAAGCUCCUGAGCACCAAAAGGGUCGAGGACGCUAGGUACGGAGUUUACAGCCACCGUCUGGAUGACAAGUGGCUCGUUGGAGGAGCUUCCAACACUGGCGGAGCCGUUCUCAGACAGCUUUUCAGCGACGAGAAGUUAGAGAGACUGAGCCGAGAAAUCGAUCCCAUGGUGGCGUCUCCUCUGGAUUACUACCCUCUUCAGAGGGCCGGUGAAAGAUUCCCGGUGGCUGAUCCCAACUUGGCUCCCAGGUUGCAUCCUCGCCCAGAAAGCGAUGUCGAGUACUUGCAUGGUAUCUUGGAAUCGAUUGCACGUAUUGAGGGUAAGGGCUAUGGGCUACUGAAAGAGCUGGGAGCGACGGAGGCGGAAGAGGUGUUUACAGCGGGAGGGGGAGCGAAGAACGAGAAGUGGACAGAGAUAAGGAGGCGGGUUCUUGGUUUACCUGUUAGCAAAGCUGUCCACACUGAGGCAGCCUAUGGAGCUGCGCUUUUGGCCUUGAAGGCAGCAAAAAACAACCAGACAUAACAAACUUGUGAAAUGGUAAGAUCUUCCUUCAGGGUCACUUAUAGAACUGAGCAGAGAAUGUAAAUCUUUGAGCAAGCGAAUGCCACCAUUUUUCUUAUCUGGGAUUGGAAUGUAUACAUACAUAUCUAACGCACGAUAUAAUGCAUAAAUUGUGUUAAUGUUUGCUUGA